CCCUAAAAACCCAGCCUGCCAUUCUGCCUUUGCUUUCUGAAGCAGGAAAGCCCAGAGUUCUAGGUUCUCUGCCCUGGCCCAGCCCCAGUUGUGUUUUCCCAGCCAAUGCCCCUUGCAGUCAGCCUUGCUGACAGUCAGCCUUUUGUCGUCGGGCUCAGAGCACUUUCGGUUUCAGAAUCUUGUAAAGAGCAUGAAGUGCGCAACUCCAGCCCCAACUCCUGGCGUCUGGCGUGGUGUUCCAGUGCGUACCGACCCUGGAUCAUGGAUUCUCUUUCAAAAGCAAAUGGCACCUUUGCCAUCCAGGUUUUGAAGACGCUGUGUCAAGACAGACCUUCACAAAAUGUGUUUUUUUCUCCCCUGAGCAUCUCCUCUGCCCUGGCCAUGGUCCUCCUGGGGGCAAAGGGCAACACCAAGGUCCAGAUGGCUCAGGCACUGUCUUUAAACACAGAGGAAGACAUCCAUAAAAAGUUCCAGAUGCUUCUCACUCAAGUGAACAAGCCUGGCUCAAAGUACUUGCUUACAACAGCCAACAGGCUCUUUGGAGAGAAGACCUGUGAUUUCCUCUCAACAUUUAAGGAGUCCUGUCUUCAGUUCUAUCAUGUGGAGCUGGAGCUGCUGUCCUUUGCUGAAGCUACAGAGGAGUCCAGGGAGCAUGUAAACAGCUGGGUCUCAAAAGAGACAAAAGGAAAAAUUCAAGUGUUGCUGCCACCUAAUUCGAUUGAUGAGCAGGCCAGGCUGGUUCUUGUCAAUGCCAUCUACUUCAAAGGAACAUGGGACGAGCCAUUUGACAAAACAUGCACAUGCGAAAUGCCCUUUAAAAUAAAUCAGAAGGAGGAAAUACCAGUGCAGAUGAUGUGUCAGGAAACUUAUUUUAAUAUUGGCUAUGUAAAUGAGGUGCACACACAGGUGUUGGAGUUGCCCUACGUCGGCAAGGAGCUGAGCAUGAUCAUUCUGCUCCCAGACGAUGGUGUGGAUCUCAGCUCGGUGGAAAAUAACCUGACUUUUGAGAAAUUCAUAGCCUGGACCAAGGCAGCCUCUAUGAAGAAUAUUGACGUGGAAGUUCUCCUUCCGAGAUUUAAACUACAGGGGGAUUAUGACAUGGAGUCUGUGCUUCAGCGUCUGGGAAUGGUUGAUGCCUUCCAACAGGGCCAGGCUGACUUCUCUGCCAUGUCAACUGAGACCGACCUGUGUCUGUCCAAGGUUGUGCACAAGAGUGUCGUGGAGGUGAAUGAAGAAGGCACUGAGGCUGCAGCGGUUACGGGCAAAGAGAUGGACUAUUGUUCAGCCUAUUUACGGAGGUUCCGUGCUGACCACCCCUUCCUCUUCUUCAUUAGGCAUAACAAAACUAACACCCUUCUGUUCUGUGGCAGGUUCUCAUCUCCCUAAGGGUUGUAUUUCCUUUGCAUGGAGAGUUUCCAUCUUUCACUGUCCCCAGAUUCUCUCUAUAGUUCCAUAAGGAUGGGCCUAUACGUGAAUCAAUUACGAAAUUGAGGGCAGGGUCCUAAACCUUCUGAACCACUUGCCGGCAUGAUCUCAUAAUGCAUGAUCUCAGCUGUCCCCAUACUGCCCACUCAUUUGUACCACGGAUCCAGGAUCCUAGCAAAUAAUAGGCUGUCUUGAUUUCCUGUUGUAUUUAGGAUGAAGGCAGUACAGAUGCCAUAGGAUAGUUUGCAAAGAUUUCCUAGCUGUCCCCAAAUGUAUUUCCUACUCAUUUCACACACGGUGUUAUGCUGUGCUUUCGUGGCACCUCACAUCUUGCCACAUACUUGCCUUAACCUGACUAGCUCAAUAAUAAUAAAUGCAGCUGAAUACUGAAACCAGAAUCUUGAAAUGAAAUUUGAUUCACUAGUUCUCUUGGCAGGUGGUGUCUUCACAAGCUGUGGGGUUCUAUAGUUGAGAAGUGUUGUGGUUCUUAAUGGUGAGCAUGGCCACAUUAUUGCAAUAGAUCUUAGCAGCUCACCUUCAAUUUCUUCCUCUUUCCGGUUUCUUGUCUUGUGAAGUCAAUGAAUGAAAUUCACACACCUGGAUGAGAGAGUGUAAACGUAGAACUUAUUGAAGAACAGGAACAUUCUUUCACUGCAAGCAGGAACAGGAGAGCAGGUUUUCUCUGACAAGAGUGUCCAGGUCUAGGGUUUUAUAUUGCACUUGGUUCACUGCUUUUGGUCCAAGCGUAUGUUAAUUAGGGUUGGGAAACCUAAGAAUGCUAUUGAUCAAUUUCUGAGUUCCAACUUUCAUUCAAGCCUGCCCCACUUCCAUUUUCUUGUGGCAGGUCAAGAAACAGGAGGUUGAAGUUAUAGAUGGGGUUGCAGUGCUGUGGGGAGAAGGCUUUUGUAGCUAGCAUCUAUACAGUGCCCAUCUCUGGCAGGUAAUGAAUGACAGGUCAUCAGGCCUGGGCGCUGACUUGGCUGGAGCUAGCUCACCUGGAGUUGGCCUUCCUGGGUGCUAGCUUGCCGCAUCUGUGUGGUGGGCUCCACAAAGCCAUAGGCCAAGCUUGCUGAACCACUCAGACUGAAACUCCUAUGCUCCACCAGUCCAUGACUGCUGCAGCUUCUCAGCAUAGAGCAGUAGGUUGGCUGCUCCACUUGGUAGCCUGGGAGCCAUGUCAAUACUACUGCUACUUACUAUUCCAGUUUUCCUGGCACCAGGACUUUUAAAAAAAAAAUUAACACAUAUUAAUUUUAUCUUCCUUUGGCAUUCACCGUUCACCAGGUAUAUGACAAGCACUGCAAUAGGCACUGGUGACACAAGGGGACAGAGUCACAGACACCUGAUCUUUAAUGUGUGUUCCCAACUUAUAUAGUGUUUAUGACAACCAGAUUGGAUGGUUUAAUAGCUUUGAACUCACCAUGUGACCCCCUUGCAGCCAGGAUACCUUGCCUCCUAGUAUUGUAUUUACCUCCAACCCAACAGUUAAAUGCCAUUCAGCCCUUAAAGUUCAUUUCAUGUGUCAUCUUCUUCAAGACGUGUAUCUUCUUCUCCAUUAUCCGAUGUACGUCUUUGAAGUUUAAUAAUAACUGCCUAUGGUAGUUGCACUAUUUAUUAAUAAUUAUUCUCAGUCCUCUAGGCCUUAAAGUCUGCAAGGGUUGUGAUUAUAUCUCACACAUGCUUAUGCCACUUACAGUGCAAUAUAAAUAAUUUGAUUAUAUAAGAGCUCUAUAACUUUUUUAAUGCUUGAAUAUCAUCAACUUUAUUGUUCUUCUUAGAAUUUUUAUCACAGUGACAUUCACAUUUCAUCACUCCAGUAUCAUCUAAAGAUGGGUAAAGAUGCUGUGUACCUACCACCUUUAUUGAGUUCCCAAAAGUUUUCAUUGCCCCCAAAGAAAUCCCCAUAUCUACUAAGCAGCAAAUCCUUAUCCCUUCCUUCCUCCAGUCUCUGGCAACCCUGAAUCUGCUUUCUGUCUCCAGGGAUUUACCUAUUCUGCAUUUUUCAUGUAAAUUGAAUCAUAUAAUAUGUGACCUUUUGUGCCUGGCUUCUUCACUUAGUGUGAUGUUUUCUAGGUUAAUUAAUGUUAUAGUAUA
Molecule: messenger RNA, 3519 nt
Organism: Ictidomys tridecemlineatus (thirteen-lined ground squirrel)
Lineage: Eukaryota; Metazoa; Chordata; Mammalia; Rodentia; Sciuridae
Product: serpin B9-like
Biological process (GO): negative regulation of endopeptidase activity
Cellular component (GO): cytoplasm
Molecular function (GO): serine-type endopeptidase inhibitor activity
Source: RefSeq, a predicted model, not a curated record